UAGUGAAGUAGAAGUAAUAUAUAAAAAUCAUAUUUUUUGUGGAUAUCUGUUUUGGUUUUUGGAAAAGUUUGAUAUGCGAUGCUUGUAUUUGAAAUAUUUACAUCUACAUUGUGUAAAGCAAGUUUAAAUUGCUUCUGUACAAAAUGUUUAAAAAUAAGCAAGGAAACAUAUAAAUUCGUAAAAUUACAUAUAAAAGAAAUAAGAUUAGUUACAUAUAUAAUAAUAUUAACAAGGAGGAAUUUCAAACCCGCACACCGCGAUUUUAAUAUUUGUAUAGAAGAUAGUUUUGGAAAAAUAUUGAAGAGAUUUGAAAAUUGAGGGUAGAAGCUAUACUUUUUUUAAAUAUCUUGGGGGAUAGAGGAUAUACAUAGAAAGAAUUUUUUCUUUAAAUCAAUUAUAUAAAGAGCUAGAAAAGAGAGUUAUUUGUUUAAACGUUGGCAAUUUCUUUUUGCCAAAUAUUAAUUUAUCUUUACAUAAAAUCAUAUGCAUAGUGAACAGAUACAUUAAAAUAGAGGAACUUUUUGCUUUUUCAUUAAACUUACUAUCUCGAUUUAUUUUCUGAAAUAUGAUUACAUUUAAUAAAAAUGCUUACGUGGUCGAUAAGACGUUAAUAUGCUGGUAAGAUUUUUUUUUAUCUUUGAAUCUCGUUGGAGAAGUUUUCCCAACAUUUAUUUUUUUUCAUAUUAAAUAACUUUUCUUUGAAAGUACAUAACUGAAUUUUAAAUAUGUUUUGUCAACAUUGUAUUCACUGUAUUAUUAUUUUAACAGUAUUAUCACUAUUUUCAUUGUUGCUAUCUAUAUGACGAAUAGUACUGUUUCAUUCAUUUCAUUAAUAUUAUCACUUACUAUAAUACAAAUAAACGUUUCAUAAAAUCGCGGGAAACCAUACUGAUUAGGUUAUGUUUACAUUAGGACAGAACUCAUUCACUGUUGCCAGAUUUAUGGUUAGCACGGAUUGUACCUGGAGUCGGUUGUAGCCAAGUUGCGUUCUACCAGGUUCUACCAAACAGGUGCUUUUGACGUCACGUCAUCGCAUUCGUGAGUUGUGGAUUUGCUUCGAACAUUCUAAUUUAUUUGAAAUUAAUUAUCAUGUCAAAAAGCAAACUUCAUCAUCAAGUUGACAGCAGUGUUGUCGCAGUAAAAAGUAAAUUUGAUGCAGAUAUCAUAAGAUUUUCAGUCAACCGUAAUGAAGCAAUUAAUUAUGAAGAUUUUAAAAAGUUAUUGGCUGAGCGACAUGAUAUUGGUCCUGACUUAACUUUCCUCAUAUGGUACACAGAUCCUACCGAUGGUGAUUUAUUACCCAUUAACAAUGACAACAAUUUGGCAAGGGCAUUACUGGCUGCAAAACCUCUACUUAGAAUUUUUAUUCAAAGAAAGGGGGAUGGAUUAGAAGACAUAAAUGGAUAUGGGACAAUAAAACCAAAAAAUUUGAUAUCGAGUAUUCUUGGUGGCACACCUGGAAAACCAAAGUCAUUAGCUAUAUCUAAUCCUCACGAUUUUAGACAAGUAUCAGCAAUAAUUGAUGUAGACAUAUUACCAGAAACUUGUCGUCGUGUACGAUUAUUGAAACACGGUUCUGACAAACCAUUAGGAUUUUAUAUUAAAGAUGGAGAAAGUUUUCGAAUAUUGCCGCCAUCUGCAGGAGGUGGGAUUGAAAAAGUACCAGGUGUAUUUAUUAGUAGAUUAGUACCAGGUGGCUUGGCUGAAAGUACAGGUCUUUUAGCAGUAAAUGAUGAAGUGCUUGAAGUGAAUGGUAUAGAAGUUGCUGGAAAAACUUUAGAUCAAGUCACAGAUAUGAUGAUCGCCAAUUCUUCGAAUCUCAUAAUCACAGUAAAGCCAGCAAAUCAGCGAGCAGCAUUAGCUGCACCAAGACGUGGAUCAUUUUCACGUAAUAGUCAAUUGUCUUCUGGAAGUCAUCAGUCGACACAAAGUGCUGCAACUGGUAGUGAUGAAGAUGCAGAUGAAAUUGUAGACUUAACUGGCGUAACAUUACAGGAUGAUGCAACAACUUCAACUUCACAACAUCAUCAUUAUCACCAUCAUCACCAUCAUCAUCAAAAUCACUAUAAUCACGAUCAAGGUGUUUUACAUUUAUAAAUAAAUGCACUACAUAAUUCUAUUUAUAUUAUGCCAUGCUCAAUUGAAUAUUGGUUCAAAUAUUCGUUCAUCCAAAAAAGUAUUUAUAAAUAAGCAUAAAAUAUAACAUGACAAUAAGAAAAUGAUGUGCUAAAGUAAAUGAAGCAUUAUGAAAUCAUGGUAGCUACUGUUUACAUAAUUUAAUGAUAAUUUAGUUGAAUUAGGCACCAAAAUGAAUAUUAGAUUCACAUGAAAUGAACAUUUUCAUAGAAGAUUGUGCCUUUUAAUAUGAUACAUACAUUUUCCAUUAAAAUCAUUCUGUAAUAUUAUCACUUAUUCUUACUAGAUCAAUAUUGUUUCGAAAAUUCAGUUCUAUAACUAAAAUCAUUAAAAUUAAAAAUAUUUUUCAUAUAUAAAAGAGAGUAUUAAUACAAAAGUGAAACAUAAGCAAAGAACAUAUCUCUCCUUUUAUGAAUCAAAAUUAAAUUGUUUAAUUUUGUACUUAUUUAAUAAUAUGCAUUUCUUACUUUAAUACUUUUUGUAGCUAUAUACAAAUAUUAUAUACAGAAGGUAUUAAAGUGACAAAUUGAUCCAUGUAAAACAAAAAAUUAUAAUUAAUGAAAAAGCAUAAUAUAUAAUUAUAAUCGGAAUAUAAUAACAAAAAAUUUUUCGCAUGAUACUUUUAGUUGCAAUAGAAACAAAAAGUAUUAUAUAAGAAAAUUUUCUUUUAGUAUUUACAUUACUUGAAUACAAUGUGUAUACAUAUAUUUUUUAUCAAUCUGUUGAAAAGACAUGUAUGGAGUAUAUUAUAUGAUGAUAUGAUAGUAUGAUAUAUAAGAGCAUUAUUGGAAAACAGCAAUAUUUUUGAAGUAUUAAAAUAAUAUUUAUAGUUCUUAAUAUAGGAAACGCAUGAAGUGUACUUAAGUUUUACUUUUAAUUUACUUAAAUUUCUACUUAAUGGCAUAAACCGUGAAUAGAGAUUUAAAACUGUAAUGUAUAAAACUAUCUUUUCAGAAUUAUAUUUUAUCAUUCAAUUGGAUAAUUAGCAAAGAAAUCUGUUGUUAAUUAACACAUUGUUCGUCAUUUCAUAAAAUAUCAAUUUUUCAAUUGAUUUUAAUCAUUUUAAUAUGUAUAUAAUGCAAAUAAUUAGAUUUAAUAACUUAAUUUAUCAUUCUAAGUAGAAGCCUUUAUUCAAUGAUAAAAGAAAGUGUAUAUAUGAAUAACAUAAGAGGAUGAAAUACUAAUAUAAGCGUCUUAUUUUAAAUUGGAUGUACGGACUCAAAAAAAACUGAGUGGCCUUAUACUUAGAUCAUUCCAAUGUUUUUUAUAAAAAUGCAAAACUGGGAUUAUUCCUACUCUGAUGCAUUCGGAAACAUAUUUACUCAUAUAUGUAUUCUGUUCAUUUUACUGUAAGUUUAGAGUGUUGAAGUUUUCGAAUUUUAAUUCCAGUUUUAUAAAUGUUAUUUGUUAUCUAAUUGAACACUAGAUAUUAAAAUAUACUUUACAAAUUUUAGAUGUAAGAACAUAUAAGAUUAUGAAACAUAUUUAUAUACAUGUAAAAUAUUUUCUUUAUAUAUUUGUGCCUUCAUUGUUUUAUCCAUGAAUAUAAAAAUUGGAUUGUGAUGAAUUGUAUCACAUUCCAUUUACAUAGAACUUUUGUAGUGCAAGAAAUAUAUACAGUGUUUCACUAA
Messenger RNA from Bombus huntii, 3767 nucleotides. RefSeq names its product partitioning defective protein 6 (gene par-6). The record is from RefSeq and is a predicted model, not a curated record. The coding region runs from base 1090 to 2097 and encodes 335 amino acids. Gene Ontology annotation, biological process: centrosome cycle. Gene Ontology annotation, molecular function: protein binding. The transcript is spliced from 5 exons. NCBI's taxonomy places the organism in Eukaryota, Metazoa, Arthropoda, Insecta, Hymenoptera, Apidae.